Podarcis lilfordi (Lilford's wall lizard) is the source of this 1043-nucleotide messenger RNA. NCBI's taxonomy places the organism in Eukaryota, Metazoa, Chordata, Lepidosauria, Squamata, Lacertidae. The record is from the annotation of a GenBank genome assembly.
GAGAGGGCGGACAAGAUGGCAGAGAAGGCGCAGAAGAGUGUAAAGAUUGCUGCUGGAGCUGCUGUCUGUGUCGAGAGUGAAAUCAAGGGUGAUGUGACAAUUGGGCCUAGGACCGUGAUUCACCCCAAAGCACGGAUCAUUGCAGAAACUGGAUCAAUAGUAAUUGGGGAAGGUAACCUCAUAGAAGAACAGGCAAUGAUCAUAAAUGACUAUCCUGAAAACAUUACUCUUGAUACAGAGGAGGUUGGAGCCAAACCAAUGAUCAUUGGCACCAACAAUGUCUUUGAAGUUGGCUGCUAUUCCCAAGCAAUGAAAAUAGGUGAGAACAAUGUAACUGAGUCCAAAGCAUUUGUGCGUAGGAACGUGAUUUUGAUGAGCGGCUGCAUCAUUGGAGUCUGCUGCAAUGUCAACACCUACAAAGUCAUCCCUGAAAACAUGGUCAUCUAUGGAGCUGACUGUCUUCGGCGCGUGCAGACUGAGCGGCCUCAGCCACAAACAUUGCAGCUGGACUUCCUAAUGGAAAUCCUGCCAAACUAUCACCAUCUUUAAAAAGCCAUGAAACCAACUCCUACUCCUGUGAAGAGCUGAAGACACCCUUCUCCCAGCAUGCUUACCAGAACUGCAGUGCUUUCAGGACUCUUGUGUCCGCAAGAACUAACUCACUUAACUUACAUGCUCAUUCAUUCCACUGUGCAACAUAAUGUUAUUUAUUAAAAUGAUGAAAAAUUAAAAAGAAAAAAGAAAAAUAGUGGCCAAAACCCAGAUAAUGCAAUCAGGUAACUUGCCAGACAGGAGAUAAACAACACACUCAGGAUUCUGUUGUAGUCCACCCCCUGUGAUGUAUGUAUGAUGUAUUGGGGUGGUGGUCCUAGGCUACAGCCCUUCUGUGAUGUAUGUAUGAUGUUUCUGGGAGUGGUCUGGAGUUUGAGGGUGGGCAAUUUAAAAAGUCUAUAUAAGGGCAGGCACACCUUUGUUCGGGGUCAUCCUCCUUUCCUGCGGGUGAGGGGAGCACCCAGUUGAAACAGAUUUAAUAAAGAUCAGGC